Molecule: messenger RNA, 498 nt
Organism: Fragaria vesca subsp. vesca
Lineage: Eukaryota; Viridiplantae; Streptophyta; Magnoliopsida; Rosales; Rosaceae
Product: early nodulin-like protein 1-like
Exons: 2
Coding region: 1-498 (165 amino acids)
Cellular component (GO): plasma membrane
Molecular function (GO): electron transfer activity
Source: RefSeq, a predicted model, not a curated record
AUGGCUUUGCCCAAGAGUUCCAUGAUAUUUUUCUUGGUGAUGGCUAUGUUCGGUGUUUGCUAUGGUGCCGUUUACAAGGUAGGUGACUCUGAGGGAUGGAGAUACAAAGGUUUCGACUACCAGGCUUGGAGACUUAAUAAGCACUUCACCGUUGGAGAUUCUCUCUUGUUUGUGUACAAAGGAAAGGACAGUGUUGUGCAAGUCGAUCGCAAACAUUAUGAAUAUUGCAACACGACGGAUCCGAUUAAAGAAACCAAUUCCGGCAACGAUACUAUUGUCCUAGACAAGCCUGGUCACUACUUCUUCAUCACCGGUUACAAACGACACUGUGACAAGGGACAGAGGCUCGACAUCAGAGUGGAACUCCCAACAAGUCCAAGCCCAGCCCCAAGCCCUAGCCACAAGAGCGAUGCUCCAUCUAUUCAAUCUUCAGCUGCGAUAUCUGCUCUACUGAUGGCUAUGGUGGUGAUGAUCAUCCUUUCCUCUAUAACUGCCUAA